Molecule: messenger RNA, 606 nt
Organism: Candidula unifasciata
Lineage: Eukaryota; Metazoa; Mollusca; Gastropoda; Stylommatophora; Geomitridae
Source: the annotation of a GenBank genome assembly
AUGGGCUUAUUUGGUCAGACUCCAGCUACUCAGACAAGCACAGUGGGCUUGUCUGGUCAGACUUCAUCUACUCAGACAAACACAGUGGGCUUAUUUGGUUUCAGAACCUCCACUGGCCAAACUGGCAGCAGCUUGUUUGGGGCAAACACUGGCGCCACAUCUUCCCUAUUUGGCCAGACUUCAGCCACUGGUGCAAUCGGUGGGGCCAGCGCUGGUAUGGCCACAGUUGGGACCACUGUUCCCUUCAACCCACCAAAUGGUCAAGAUACCAUGAUGAAAAGUGGAGUUACCACGAACAUCAACACUAAACACCAGUGUAUCACAGCCAUGAAGGAGUACGAAAAUAAAAGUUUAGAGGAACUUCGAAUGGAAGAUUACAGCACAAACCGUAAAUCAAAACAGGCAGGCUCAACAAGCACAGUGGGCUUAUUUUUUCAGACUCCAGUUACACAGACAAGCACAGGUUUUCUGUUUGCAGGUGGUCUGGAUUCAGGUCUUCAGCCAAGCACAACAGGCUUUGGAAGUUCAUCGAGGCUUGAUAGUGGAUCUGUUUUUGGAGGUACAAUCAGAAAAUGUAAAAAAGUAUACAGAAGAACCAAAAGAUAA